GCACAAUACACGCACCUCUGUAACUUGGAGAAAGAUACCCACAACUCCUCGGCCGUGCUCAACACCGUUGACCUUCAGUAAAAUGUCACAGCUCAUUCCAAGCACCACACCCAUUCGAACUUUUGAAGAUCAUGAGGACGCCAUAAGGCAAGUCGCAGUGUUCCCUGACAAACGACGAAUGAUUACGGGUUCGGACGACAAGACACUUCGUCUUUGGGACUUGAAGACAGGUGUUGUGUUGAAGAAGAUGGAAGGGCAUAGCGGUGAGGUGUGGGCAUUGACGAUAUCGCGAGAUGGUAAAAUAAUAGCAAGCGGUGGUGAUCAUGGAGAGGUCAUCGCCUGGCACGGAGAAACUUCCGAAUCCAUCACCCAACCCAUCAAAGCCCACUCCAACGUCAUCACGUCGGUGAAUUUUUCUCCGGAUGGAAUGGUGCUCGCCACUGCAUGUUCAUACGACCAGAUGCUGAAGUUUUGGUGUACCAAAACGUGGCAGAUGCAAGGAGAACCAAUCAACUGUGAUCAUAGUGUCUACCGCGUUCGAUAUUCGCCUUCUGGUGAACUUCUUGCCAUCACAACAUACUACAAUAUCCAAAUUUAUAAUCCAGGCACAAGGGAACGCGUCGCAUCUUUGACAGGUCACAAAUCAUGGAACCUGUCAUGCGCGUGGACGCCCGAUAGCACACGCCUUCUUUCAGGACGCAGUAAAUACAUAUUGGAGUGGGACACAUCAACCUGGCAGCAGGUCGGUCGUCCCUGGGAAGGCCACACUGACACUAUCAAUGCCAUUGCCAUUCAUCCCGCUGGCACCCUCGUCGCUUCUGCAUCUAGUGACAAGCAUGUCCGUCUCUGGCGGCUCUCAGAUCGACGAACCAUCGCCCUCUUCCAGCAUUCAUCCGCCAUGACAUGUAUCACGUUCUCUGUGGACGGCAAGCACAUCUUCAGCGGAGGUAUAGAUGACAAGAUCUCAGAGUGGGCGAUACCAAAGGACGCUCAUUCAAAGAUCCUUGAUAUCACAACAGCCCGCGAUGCUUGUCUGACUGGGGAUUUGUCUAUCGCUGAAGAGCUCCUCACCCAAGAAAUCCACACCAACGAGGACGACUUUACUUCAUAUGCCAAUCGUUCUUUCGUUAUGACCCGGAAGCACAACUUAGACCAAGCCCUUGAGGAUGCAAUCAAGUCAGUCAACAUUAGGCCAUCAUUGACAGGCUUUAUCUCCAAAGGCAUCGCCCUCUGCGGAAAAGGUCACGUCCGAGAAGCAAGGGUAGCAUUCGACGUUGCGUCGAUGUUCACGAACCAAGAUUCGGAAACCAACCAAUUUCUUCUCCUCAUCAAGGCCAUCGCACUCUUCAACGCAGAUCAACACGUGGAAGCAAUACUGCUCAUCAAAGACCUGGCUGCCGUUUGUCCCAAUGUCGAUCCUCUCGCGCGUCGUGUCGUGGAAACAUAUCUACGUGUUCAACUCGGAAUCAAAGCUUUCGAUGGCGCGCGUCACGAUGAAGCCGCUGACCAUUUCACCGCCGCUGUCAACUCAGGCACUUUCCCAUCAAAAUACAUUCAUUUUGCAUACCAGGACUUGACCGUGCUCUUCGGCUGGGAUCUCGAGUCCUUGUUGCUUACGACACACCAGAAACGGUGCCAGGCUUUCAUUUCGGCAGGUAAACCCGAUGAAGCCCUCGAAGCACACAAAUACAUGAUGGAUGCCAUUGACGAGACUGUGAAGGCCAGCUGCCUGGAUUGGUCCAAUGAAUUCAAGCAACAAUGUAGCAUGCCAUGUGCUGCUAACGGAGAUUCCGCCCUCGCUGUGAACGAUUAUGACAAGGCUAUCCACCUAUACUCGGCGAUAAUAAACUUGAACUCUGCAUCUCAUGUUGUCUUUGCAAAUCGUAGCAAGGCAAAUUUGGGCAAAAUGCUAUGGAUGGAAGCGCUUCUCGAUGCACAGAAGGUCAUCGAACUCGAUUCUUUGUCUUAUCUUGGAUACAAUUUGAAGCACGCAGCGCUUCAUGGUGCGGAGCGCUAUGAUGAAGCAAUUGAAACUUUCCAAACUAUGCUUUCGAUAUUGGACAAUGCACCUGAUGUUCAGACACGAAAGCUGCGCCAGCAGUAUCUCAGACCUUCUGAAGUAGAAUGCGCCAUCCGAUGGGUCAUUGAUGCCCAACUCGACAACGCUCCGCUGCGUGUACUCGACACCAUCACCGGUCUCUUAUGCGAUCGAGAGACGCAGAUAGGCACCUUCAAAAUGAGCACGCAGUAUAAGGAGCUUGUGUCAUCAACAAUCACACAUGUAGACUUGCACAUCGAUCAUAUCGAAGAAGUGGUGAAGAGGUACCUGCAAUAUGCGAUGCUAUCACACAGGUGGGAAGGGAAGGAGCCCCUGCUGCAGGAUAUCCGGGGCAAGUGCGUGUACGAGUCGGAGUUGGAUCCAGUUGGCGGCAUGACGAAGCUGCGGUCGUUCUGCAAAACUGCUCGUGAUGCGGGAUAUAACUGGGCAUGGAGCGAUACAUGCUGCAUCGACAAGAGCAACAAUGUCGAAGUCCAAGAAUCGUCUGGGGCACUGGCAAAGAGCGCUUGGAACACGCGCGGAUGGACGAUUCAAGAAUUCAUCGCUCCCAAAGUCAUUCUAUUUUAUCAGAACAAUUGGACUCUUUAUCGUAAUGAUCGUACUCCCAACCACAAAGAUUCCAUCGAAAUCAUGCAGGAGAUAAAGGACGCAACGGGAAUAGACCGACCAGCUAUUACAGCCUUCCAUUCCAGUAUGCAUAACGCGCGAGAAAAACUUCAUUGGGCGGCAACCCGCGUUACCACGCGCCAGGAAGACAUCGCUUACUCGUUGUUUGGCGUCCUGGGCGUCCGCCUGCCUGUAGAUUAUGGUGAGAAGCAGGACAAAGCUCUCGGGCGGCUCCUGCAGGAGAUUGUGGCUCGGUCGGGCGACAUCAGUAGCCUUGAUUGGGUCGGGGAAUCAUCAGAGUUCAACAGCUGUCUACCAGCCUCCAUUGCUUCAUACGAAGCUCCGCCAUGCCAGCUACCAUCCCUAACCAAAGAUGAAAUUCAGUCAUCGGUUUCUUCGCUGCGAGAGACGCCGGCUGCUGAUUUCGCUUCGGACCUUUAUACUGAGCUUCGGAACACGAGCGCCCCUCGCUUCGCAGCACAAAGGCUGCAUCUGCCCUGUAUUGCAUUCAAUGUCACGGAAGUCAGACGCCGGGUGGGUGGUCCAACCCCGGAAAGUCAUCUCACAUAUGGGGUGAAGGCAGACGGACUUCACGACUUACUUAUCACCACCGGAGAGACCCUGACUCAAUUCGGGCCGGCAAGGCCCACUGAGCAACGAUUUCUCCUCGUCCGUCCCUGGGAUCGGUCUCUCCUGGAGCUACCUGACUUUCCAGAAUUUCCAGAACCGUCUGGCUAUGGAGAUGAUACGGAGAGCGAGGAGGAUUAUGGGACGCCGCCUUCUUCUCCGUCAGACGACUGGUCUAGUGGUUCUCCUGUAAAACAGGGGAUGUCUGACCUAGAAUCACGAGCAUUGCGGUUGCUUGUUCGCCUUGGGCAGCCUUUCAGCGCAUAUUUGCUAGCGCAGCAGCGCAGUGGAGAAUACAAGAGGAUUGCGACGGAUCAUGAUAUCAUUGGACAAGUCCAGGACGUGGUUUCUGUUGGAGACUCGAUGGACAUCAGGACCAUAGAGAUAUUGUAGUCGUAUGUUUUUGUUUCAAAGUUUUUGGACUACUUUAAAGGUGACACCACACAGCUGCAGCAUACGCAUCACACACGCAUGUUAAAUGUGGUUUUCGCACAUAAGUAGCAGCUCGGGUACAAAUUAUGCUCCAAGUCCCGUCACUUCCCUAUUGACAUCCCUUGACUCAGUCAAUCCAUAGGGAUUCACUUGCUUCAAUGGCACGAAGUAAACGAUCCGGAUCGUCAAGUUCUCGAUGAUCUUGUUAGACUAUCUGAAAAACCGUUCAACAGUACAUCGGGAUCCUGAACCACGACGAAGUCCGUCCCUGAACCUGCUCAAGCUCGGUGAGACAACUUAGAACAUCCCUCUUCGGUGAUUAAACGCGUGGCCAUAGAGUCGCUUCGCUAAUACCCCCAACCGCUCUGCACUUCGCCCCUCAGACUUCGCUCUUCUUCGAGACUUUGACUCUUGCAAGAAUCCGAAUACGCCGAGCCGCCAGU
Molecule: messenger RNA, 4167 nt
Organism: Suillus plorans
Lineage: Eukaryota; Fungi; Basidiomycota; Agaricomycetes; Boletales; Suillaceae
Exons: 10
Coding region: 83-3685 (1200 amino acids)
Molecular function (GO): protein binding
Source: RefSeq, a predicted model, not a curated record